Messenger RNA from Lytechinus variegatus (green sea urchin), 6069 nucleotides. It is a transcript of the gene stk11ip, whose product is annotated as serine/threonine-protein kinase 11-interacting protein-like. The coding region runs from base 157 to 4776 and encodes 1539 amino acids. The transcript has 26 exons. Gene Ontology annotation, cellular component: cytoplasm. The record is from RefSeq and is a predicted model, not a curated record. Gene Ontology annotation, molecular function: protein binding. NCBI's taxonomy places the organism in Eukaryota, Metazoa, Echinodermata, Echinoidea, Temnopleuroida, Toxopneustidae.
UCAAUCUCGUGACUAAAAAUAAAUCAAUGGACGUUCAACCUUUGUGUUGUUGUUUACUGAAUUAAUAAGCUGUUUGAUACUCCGAUCAAAAUUUAUUUCAGUCUCUAUAGAUGUGGAUCUCGAUGACUGAGGACCUUUGGUAACCUUGGUGUCAUCAUGGCCAGUUCGUCAGGGAAUGCAGUCAACGUUUCUUCAGAUCCUGUGGCAAGGCUUGCUGAUUUCCUUAGACGGGGCAAGUCUGACAUUAAGGUAUUGACGGGAAAGAGUAAGCUGUCCCUGACGACCGUCUAUCUUUCCAUACUGAACCGAUGCUUCGCUACAACUCAUCCCACUGAUGACUCGACGGAGGUAGUGGAUGGUGGAAAAAAAUAUGAUGCAGAGUCCGUUAAAUAUCUAAGAGAUGUUCUCCACAGGACAUUAGGUUUAAAGUUACUUCAUGAGAAUGCUACUUUGAAAGGUGCUGUGGAUGUAUCACGUUUCCAUGCGUUGACGGUCCUAGAGGUCAAGCGAGUACCUGUCCAUUUUUUAGUUGGUCUAGGCUCUCUCCGAUCACAGCUCAGAGUGCUGAUAUGUUCCAGAUGUGUCAAUUCACUUCAGAUGUUGUUGGUAGGAUGUGGUGGAGAUAAAGCAGACGAACAAGACUGGCCAGUAUUACACACCCUAAACCUCAGUCAUAACUACAUUGAUGCUCUGGAUGAGUCAUUGCGUUUCCUUCCUGCUUUGAAAGCACUGGACUUGAGCCAUAAUAAUAUCAGACACACAAGAGAUUACUUUGAGAGCCUCCCUGAGAUCAUCCAUCUAAACUUGAGUUACAACCAGCUGUGGAGGGUACCUUCGCUGGGAGAGUUCAUUCCAUCUCAUCUACAGACCUUGAUCCUUCGAGGUAACAACAUAGAAAGUCUCUCAGGUGUGGAGUACCUGGAGGACCUAGGAACCCUGGACCUUGCCAAGAACGCCAUCUUUGACUCCUCAGAACUCUUCUCUUUGGGUUACCUGCAUAGGCUGAGGAAGAUGCACUUUGAUGGUAAUCCAUUCACCUUUCAAAGCAAGUGGCGGUUGAUGAUUGCAAAAUACCUACCACCAGAGGCAGCACAGUUAGUUACCUUUAUUGAUGACGUUCCUUUGACCAGAGCAGAGAUACAACUUGUACCCAGAAAGGGCAUCGUAAGACCUAUGAGGCCGGAGUACCUCUCCGACAACUUCUCGGCUUCUCUCCGUUCCGAGAUGUCAUACGAUAACCUGGAGGAAUCGGUAGACCCCGAGGGAGGUCAGAAAAGGAGGAAGCAAAGGGUCAAAAGGUUAUCUGCAAAGGUCAGGAAUGCAUCCAUCAGCGAGCAGUCAGAGGACCAGAAACAGAAAGCUAGGAAGAGGCUGUCAGAUACUGGUGUUAAAUCAUCCUCCAGCCCCAGGUCCACACCAGGAACCGAUGCCAAGAAAGAGUUUGAGGAUAUUAGACAGAUGCACGGCAAAGACUGGCUUCUGGCCCUUCACAACCCUUAUGAGCCACUCUCCAAACCUCCUGGACAUGUUAGCCAGACUACUGAGCCACAGCGUAGUCCCACCAAUGCUAAACUGGGUGAUGUUAAUGAUGAUGAUGGAUCAAGGACUAACAUUCAGGUGGAUGUCCAUGUUGAACAAGAGGGGUAUUCAGAUGGGCGUGGCCCUCCGGUGGUGGAGGUGGAGGAGGAGGUAGAGAAAACAUCGAUGCCAAGUGAAGAAAGCACCAGGGUGAAUCCUGUAGAUGGGGUCAGAGGUCAGGUCAAUGGUCAUGUGAAAGGUCAGGAAGAUGAAGGUGUGAAGCAACUAUCGAGGGAAUCCUCGGAGCAGAUUGACCUGUUGAUGAGACAGGAUUCCCAGCUCCAGGUUAGAAUCAAAGAUGGUGACUUGAAAGAAGAAGAGGACGAUGAUAAAGAGGAGGAAGAUGAUGGCAUUGACCUGUGUGGCCCAUUGCUGAUCAGACUGAACAAAUCUGAACCACCAGUUCAACUCUUUGUCACCAUCAAGGAAGCAUUUAUUGAAGAGAAAAACCUUUACGGCAAGGUUGUUCAGAGACUAGAAACAAAGAGUCUAAUAGGAAUGACAAUGUCAAUAGAAGAAAUGCUUGAUGAAUUCAGCAACGCUCCUGUAGAGCUUCCUGUAGUGAAGCUCUCCUUUGACUACAUCAACAAGGAACGUCGUAAGAGAGAUUACGUCAUGGAGGAUAUGAAUACAUGUGAAUCCCUGAUCAAAGUCCUGGAACCAAUGAUUGUCCUGAACGAGGCAAGUAAGACCAGGAUCUUCUUACAGUGUCUGAAGUGUAUGAUGACAUUCCCAAAGGAACAGGCUAAGAAGAGAGUUGAGAAGAAGCCGAAGAAGUCUGGGACGUGGACCUCUGAGGAAGAGAGCGGGAGUGAUUUUGAGUCGGUCAGUGAAGUAUUGACCUGUCCAAGCUGUGGUAGUAACCUUCUGCUAGAGGUCGAUGACCCAAGGAGGUCAGAAGUCAACACACCUGUAGGGUCAGUGGCAUCGGUUGACAUGGCAGCCAUGCCUAUGGCUGCAUCAUCACCAUGGAAACAAAAAAGAGAAGCGGAUACCAUCGUGGUAAGCCCAUCCAACAAACCCAGCCAUUUGAUAGACCCAUCAGUCGACAUUUUCUCCUCCAACUCCUCUGAUCUCAGCUACACCAAGAGUGCCUCGUCCACCCCUUCCCAGCUCUCACCGAAGAAAGACCGGACCAAGACGAACCUUAGUCCAGCCCAUGGUCCAAGAGGCCAGGCGAUUAGAGAUCUGAUGCAAUCACCAUCAAAAGAUGGCUCAUUGACCUCGUCGCUGUCAUCACAACAUAGUGGAACAAGUUCAGAUUUUAGGUUACCCGAUCCAAGCAUCAAGAUGGAAGUAACUGAAAGUAGUCCAGUGGAAGAGCUUGUCAACUACCCAAGAGAGAAACUCACCGAGCUACUUACUACCAACAAGAAAGGUUUCAGGCAAAGCACCGAACAACCAAGCAGUACUUCCCAAAGGUACUCUCUCUGUCCCACUGAUGGUGGGAGUGUAUCUAGCAUGGAUGCCUCGGGACCUCCCACCCCUGUCCAACAAAUCACAACCAACCCCUUUGACUCACAAUUCAAGAACUCUGCCAUCAAGAUGGACCCCUCGAGGACAUCACCAUCCCAGCUCCUCAACGGCAGUGCCAAGAUAUCCACUGAUGAGUUUGAUGGAGGAGGUGUCGUCGGAGCAUCCCAUGAGGGCGAGGUUAGGACUAAUGGAGAAAGUGAUGAUGUAUUCAACCCCAGGGUUGAUCAUAGAUACAGUGAGGAUGAUAUUGUGGUGUUGCAGAACCCGGAAGCAGCAGCAUCCAAUCAUAACAUGGAAUAUAGGAAUGUCUUUCACCUACAAGAUGGGCAACAUCAAGACAAGGACUCCGUCUCCGUGGAUGCUAUCAGCGUCGGGCGUUUGGACAGCAACGAAAGCGACAUAGCCGUGAUAAGUGAAACGGACGCUCAAAGCAGUAACAGUGCGCUUGCAUUGCUCAGGAACUCUAGCCUUGGGAAUAUCAGUGCCACAUCAGAUACUGUGUUUGAAAACAGUCACCAUGGCAAUAUCAGCAAUGAGAAUAGUGAAAGUCCUGCUCAGCAACGGCAGCAGACUUCUUCAUCUGACGAUCACAGGGGCUUGCUGAGCUCCAAUGAGCAUGACGUUAUCUAUAAAUCAAACUCUGGUUCUGAGAGUGCAUCUGAGGUCAAUGGAAGUGGUCAGUGGAAUGUUGGUGGUACUAACCAUCCUGUAAUCAAAAGAACGGUCCAAUCUUCACCGUCUCAUUCUAUUAACUCAACUGAGACAUCCAUGUUAUCAGUGGCUGAGGAGGAUUGCUGUAGAGUAGAUCACCGUAUAAAGCUCUUCUUUUCCAUGUCCGUCUUUGGCAAUGAGGAAGAAUUCACUUGUCUAUUAAAGGGCACUGUGUUUCAGUUGAGCAAGAAGCAACAUUUUGAUGGUGUGGUGGUUGUAUCAACAGAUAGUAUCUACCUCAUGAAGAUCACAAAAGAAGAAAGUGAGAACCCAUCUGAUUGGCUGGUUAAGAAAACACAACAUCCAAUCAAGGACCUUGUUAGAAUACAUGUUGGUCUUGGAAGUCAGAGUAUGCAGUUUGAAUUCUCCUCCGAUGGGAUUCUAUACACCGUUGUGAUAGGAGACAAGAAGAGAAUUAGACAGUUUGCUGCAGUUUUGAUGAAUUUAAUCAGUACAAGUGCAUGGAAGAAAAAGUUUAAAGGUGUUGUAUGGGAGCAUGCCCAGACGUUUCUCAACCUGACCGAUGAGGUGUUUGUCCCCCAGGCUACAGGGGAUACAAGCUAUGAGGUAGAUCCUCAGAUCACCGUCUUCAUCACAUCACAACUCAAGACAAGACUAGAAACGAAACAAGGUACAGAGAUGAAAGUAGAGCCACUAGGUAUCCUAGUAACCGCUACUGAUAUCUACCUGGUUGAAGAGAACCACUUCUAUCCCUUAGCUCUUGGGAAGAACAAGAAGAGUGUCAAGGGUCAACAUCAGUUCGUCCCAAAGGGUCAUCGCAAGAUCAGUGAUAUCUCAGGACUGGAGUUGUAUGGUGACUCUCCAACUGAUGUGACGGUUUCAUUCUUUAGUGAGGACACUGGUGAGGAAUCUCAGUGGAACAUCAGUACAUCAUCAGAUGCAUCGCUGGAUCAACUUAUAACGGCCAUUAAGCAACCUUGGAAAGAGAUGUUUGGUGUUAACAUUCAAGAAACUCUUCAUCCCUCUAUCGCUAUCCAGGAUUUAACGUGAAGUCUCCAUGGAAACAGCCAAACAGAUAUUAACCAUCAUCAUACUGACCACCCAAACUUCAUCACUAUCAGCUAUGCCAGAUGUCCAAUCCAUCUUUUUAUUUACUUCUUAUGUUUUAUUAAUACCUUAUAAGAUAAUUGAGAUAUUGUUAUAUUUUUCUACAAUUUUCUUUCAUCUGAUUGGAGGAAGAGUAAAACACAGUUUUAGUAACACCUGUUAAGAAGGACCACCUGUCUGUUAAGACCACAUAUUUUGUUCCCUUAAAUAUAAUUCCCUAAAGUAAGAAAACCUGCUCAUAAAGACCGCUUUUCUUGUCUCUCUUGGCUGGUGUAUAUAAAAUUAUAUAUGUAUAUAAAAUUUAUAGUUGGGAGUAUAAUGCCAUAAAGAAAUUGAAAUCAUAGAUUUGAAGAAAAAAAAACGAGCAUAGCUUUCAAAAAUGAAAGGUAAAGUCACAUAUAUAACUAUACUAUAUAUUUCUAUCUUUCCCACAAUUCAGGUUAGUAAACACCAUGUAUUAUGAUCAUUUUAGGAGAUAACAAUAAUAUUCUUGAAUGACAGGGUUUACUCAUUCUAGAUGUUCUUGCUUUAAGUUUUUUUUUUAAUAAGGAAUCAAAUUCAAGAAAAACUGCUAAUGCAGCCUUGAUAGACGGAUGAACCUUACAGACAGAUGGUUGCUUACUUAUUAUGCAAUAUUUUUGAUGAUCCAUAAAUGCUCUUUUCUUCGUUAGGAAUUCAUUUUUUUUUUCUAGUUAUGUAUUAUUUGGAGAAGUAUAUGCAUAUUUUUAGUCAAGAAAUGUCUUAUUAUAUGAAGAGCUCUGUUUGAAAAAGUACUACAUUUGUGCAUUUGAAGAAAAUUGAGCUUUUAAAAUUAUUGAUAUUCAGCUACAAAUCUCUCUUUACACAUAGCUUUCUACCCAAACUUUGAGAGCAAUUAGAUAUAGAAAACUUCUGUACUGUCUUUUCACAGCCAGUUUUUUUUAAAAAGAAUAUUAUGAACUGCAAUAAUGUGCUGAAAAUAACAGUUGUAUUACUUUCUAGUAUAUGGCGAUAAGGAAUAAGCCACUCAAAAUUUAUUUCAAAACAUUUCAAGUAAACAAAUGCACUGUUCUUCUUUUUAGUGUUCUAUGCAAACUGCUGAUAUAUUUCUACUUUGCAUUUUAAUUCCUUUAUUUAACUUUGAUAUUUUCACUUGAUUAAAAUACUGCUUUAUGCUCUGACAAUGUUUACUAAAUAUUAAAUUCUACUUCUGACACAGACUGGGUAAUGGGUGAAUGAAUUAAAAAAUAAACAACC